UUGCAAGUAUAUACGUCUUGGAGACAUCUACCCUCCAACACGGAAUCUUCCACACUUGCCAUCCUCACCCACCCCCGCCUCGGACACACCCCAGGACACCGUUUCACCCCGCAAGUAGACAGCGCCGUCGAGGCCCUCGACGCUAUCCACGCCGAGUUCCCAAACGCGAAGGUCGUGAGCGUGAGCCACAGCAUGGGCUCCUGGAUCGCGGCCGAGGUGCUCAAGCAGCGGCCGGACGGGCUCGACCGACUGGUAAUGAUGACCCCCACACUGCACCACAUCCUCGACACCCCGAACGGGCGCCAUCUUCGCUGGCUCUUCUACUCCUUCCCGCGCGAAGUCGUCUCCUACCUCGGCGCGCUCGGCGCGCUUCUCCCCACCGCGCUGCUCCGCCUGCUCCACCCCUCCUGGCCCGCCCACCAAGUCUCCGUCCUCCGUCGACUGGUUGGUUCGCCCCGCACGAUCCUCGCCUGCCUCUCGACCGCGCGCGGGGAGAUGCAGCUCAUCUGCGAGUUCCCCGACUCGCUCUUCGCUGAGAACCGCGCGCGCAUCCGCCUCUUCUUCGCCGUCGACGAUGACUGGGUG
Molecule: messenger RNA, 585 nt
Organism: Epithele typhae
Lineage: Eukaryota; Fungi; Basidiomycota; Agaricomycetes; Polyporales; Epitheliaceae
Exons: 2
Biological process (GO): lipid storage
Cellular component (GO): lipid droplet
Molecular function (GO): lipase activity
Source: RefSeq, a predicted model, not a curated record